CGCCGCCUGCCUGCUUCCCCAUCCACUCCCCGACGAACUCACCCAUCUAUAAAACCCUCCACCUCCCCCGCGCACAUAACUCCAAGCAACCACCAUUUCAAUUUCACUUCACCUCGACAGCGCACACCCCACCCACCGGUCUCCCUCCUCCUCCACCACCACCGAAUCCCAAGCCAAGGCACAGGCAGAGCAGGGGGACCUCUCCCUCCUCUCCUCUCCUUCCCUUCCUCGCCCCCUUCGCCCGGCGAGCCAGCCAGCCAUGGAGCCGGCGGCGAAGACGGUGGAGCGGCUGGGGCAGCGCCUGGUGCCGCCGGCGGAGCCCACGCCCACCGGCCCGCACCGCCUGUCGUGGCUCGACCGCUACCCGACCCAGAUGGCGCUCAUCGAGUCGCUGCACGUCUUCAAGCCCGACCCGGCGCGGGACGGCGUGAGCCCGGCGGAGACCAUCGAGCGCGCCCUGGCGCGGGCGCUCGUCGAGUACUACCCGCUCGCGGGGCGCCUCGCCGUGUCCGACGACGCCGGGGGGCUCCACGUCGACUGCAGCGGCGAGGGCGUCUGGUUCAUCGAGGCCGCCGUGCGGUGCCGGCUCGAGGACGUCGAGUACCUCGAGUACCCGCUGCAGAUCCCCAAGGACGACCUGCUCCCGCACCCGCUGCCGCGCCCCAGCCGCGAGGAGGAGAACAAGCUCAUCCUGCUCGUCCAGGUGACCACGUUCGGGUGCGGCGGCUUCGUGGUGGGGUUCCGUUUCAGCCACGCGGUGGCGGACGGGCUGGGCGCCGCCAAGUUCAUGGGCGCGGUGGGGGAGCUGGCGCGCGGGGCGGACCAGAUCUCGCCGCCCCCGACCUGGGGCCGCGACGCUAUCCCGAACCCGGCCGGCGCGCACGUCGGCAGCCUCCCCGAGCUGGACGGCGCCAAGCGCCUCGAGUACCUCGCCAUCGACAUCUCCGCCGACUACAUCGACCACUUCAAGUCCCAGUUCGCGGCGGCGUCUGGCGGGGGCCGCUGCUCCGCCUUCGAGGUGCUCAUCGCCAAGGCGUGGCAGAGCCGCACCCGUGCCGCGGCCUUCGACGCCGACACCCCCGUGCACCUCUGCUUCGCCAUGAACGCGCGCCCGCUCCUCGCCGCCCGCCUCCCGCGCGCCGGCGUCGGCUUCUACGGCAACUGCUACUACAUCAUGCGCGUGUCCUCCACGGCCGGGAAGGUCUCCACCUCCUCGGUGACCGACGUGGUGAAGAUCAUCAGGGAGGGGAAGAAGCGGCUGCCGUCGGAGUUCGCGCGGUGGGCGGCCGGGGAGGAGGCCGGGGACCCGUACCAGAUCACCUCCGACUACAGGACCCUGCUGGUGUCGGACUGGACGCGGCUGGGCUUCGCCGAGGUGGACUACGGGUGGGGCCCCCCGGCCCACGUGGUGCCGCUGACGAACCUGGACUGCAUCGCCACGUGCAUCCUCGUCAAGCCCUGGGCCCACAAGCCAGGGGCGCGGCUCAUCACGCAGUGCGUGACGCCCGACCGCGUCGCCGCCUUCCACGACGCCAUGGUGGACAUGAACUGCUAGUCCACACCGCCAUUUGUUCAUGGUUCUUUUCUCUUCAAGAUUAAAUUACCGCGGUAAUUAGCAGGGGGUAAUGGCAUUAAACAGCCCUUCUGGUGAUGAAGAGCGACAGCAAAGAAUAAAGUCAGAAAGUGACAAAAUAUCGAUAAAGUACAUAGAGCCAGGUAUGGGGGACUGGUAGACAGCUAGAUGGUAGUUGGCAAUAGUGGGAUUGGUAUUGGAUUCCUUAUUUCCUUUGGAUGUCUUCUUCUUUUGUUGGUGGUGGUGGUGGGAGGGAUGUCUAGGGGUGUGUGUGUGUGUACAUGUCCUCUUUUCUUCUUAUUUUCUGCUGUCAGUUCUUGGGGGGCUUUGAUUGAAGGAAGGAUCAAAGCUGGACUUGGUGGGAAGCCACCAACUAACCUCCCCCGAUAUCUCAAUAUAAAGAUGUCAAUUAGAUGACCUGUAUUAUAGUAUUCAACAUUUUUUGCUUCUUUGUCAUAUAUACACAAGCCAAAAAUGAGUACAGCCUUUGAAUUGUGGAAUCUAAA
Molecule: messenger RNA, 2079 nt
Organism: Panicum hallii
Lineage: Eukaryota; Viridiplantae; Streptophyta; Magnoliopsida; Poales; Poaceae
Product: acyl transferase 7-like
Exons: 2
Coding region: 260-1555 (431 amino acids)
Source: RefSeq, a predicted model, not a curated record